AUGACUGGCGGCUUUGAGACACCACCUUCGCAAUGCCUGGGGCCUGAGUAUCGUCCAGCUACGCAGAAGCCAACUGCUACUGUGUCCAAGCCUCUGGACCAAGUGCCAAAUAUCCACAUCCUGCCUCAAACUCCCCAGCUGAUUGCGCUGCUAACCAUGAUUCGCGAUAAGAACACGGGGCGUGCCGACUUCAUCUUCUACUCAAACCGCAUCAUUCGUCUCUUGGUUGAAGAGGGACUCAACCACCUCCCUGUUGUUGGUCACGAGAUCACUACACCUGUGGGGCGAACGUAUGCUGGUGUCAAGUUUGAGGGUAAGAUUUGUGGUGUCUCGAUCAUGCGCGCUGGAGAGUCCAUGGAGCAGGGCCUAAGGGAUUGCUGCCGAUCAGUCAGGAUCGGAAAGAUUUUGAUCCAGAGAGAUGAAGAGACAAGCCAGCCCAAGCUCUUCUACGACAAGCUGCCCGAGGACAUUUCCGAUCGAUGGGUCUUGCUGCUGGAUCCUAUGCUUGCGACUGGUGGCUCUGCUCUCAUGGCCGUCGAGGUACUCAAGUCGCGUGGUGUGCCUGAAGAGCACAUCCUCUUCCUGAACCUCAUCGCUAGCCCCGAGGGCGCGAAGAGAUUUGCCGAGCAAGUGCCAAAGGUUAGAGUAGUGACAGCGUUCGUUGACCAGGGUCUGGACGAGAAGAACUAUAUCGUUCCAGGUCUUGGUGAUUUUGGCGACCGCUUCUACACUUUGUAG
Molecule: messenger RNA, 738 nt
Organism: Boeremia exigua
Lineage: Eukaryota; Fungi; Ascomycota; Dothideomycetes; Pleosporales; Didymellaceae
Product: uracil phosphoribosyltransferase
Exons: 3
Coding region: 1-738 (245 amino acids)
Source: RefSeq, a predicted model, not a curated record